Molecule: messenger RNA, 3036 nt
Organism: Patiria miniata (bat star)
Lineage: Eukaryota; Metazoa; Echinodermata; Asteroidea; Valvatida; Asterinidae
Product: bifunctional peptidase and arginyl-hydroxylase JMJD5-like
Exons: 5
Coding region: 25-1902 (625 amino acids)
Molecular function (GO): 2-oxoglutarate-dependent dioxygenase activity
Source: RefSeq, a predicted model, not a curated record
ACAACAGAGGGCGCUACACCCAAGAUGGCAGCCACCAUGGGAAGCAAAAGCUGUCUGCUACUUCAAAGUUUUGCCACAUUUCUGGUGGUUUUUAUGUCUGCAAUUUGUUUUAAACCCAGCAUCUGUCAGCCAGAAGAUCUGAGCCUACCCAGAAUUCUUUCAGAGGUGGAAAGGAGAUGCGUUCUGGUUCUUUAUAAUAAAAAUAUUGCUCACGUGGAAACUCUCGCGAAUGAAUUGCAUCAGAUUUUGACGGACAGUAAGGACAUCACUUUUGGCACUUCUGAACUUAUCCUAAGUGACGGACUCACUUGGCCAAACGGUCAGCCGUUGCAGUGGGUUGGUAAAAGCUCAAAAGCAAAACACCUGAUAUCAGAAGCUGACGGUGGCACGUUGGUGAUUUUCCCAAAGCAGAAGAAAGAUCGGGAAUGCCUGAUCACUGGCCCAGGAAGAAAACCCCAAGCAGAGCUGUUCACCGGCCCUUUGAAUGUCCAAACAGCUCUUGAUUGGGUGAAUAAUAUUUGCCACACGUAUAUCAGCCCAACUGGAGGACUAACAUAUGAAGGGUUGCACAGAGACAGUAUCCUACAGAACCUAUUCAGUGUGUCGCAUGUAUCAAAUUUCACCAUGCAGGAUUUUAAUCGCCAAUGGAAUCAGGGUUCUUUGGUGUCAAGGUUACAACUUCAAAACGUAUCGGGAGAAUCUGCCAGUACAGUUUGUCAGCCGCUGGAUUUCAGAUCUUUAAUUUUUGAUGGUGAAUGCAGCAAAGACAUGAAAGGAUUCUGCAGAGCGUCCGAAGCAGAGAUUGCAGAUGGUGAUAUGUUAAAGCCAGCUUUUAGCCAAUUUGGAAACACAGAGAUGUUGAAAGAUAUUUCAGAGGACUGUCCUGAAGGAAUAAGAAAAGAUCCGAUAUCUUCGAGACGGUUCCCACAGUGUGAACGUUUGUCCGAACUACCAACCAAAGGACAGUUCUUUUACGACUACUUAAAGACGUCCAAACCAGUCAUCCUAGAGGGCGCUGCAGCACACUGGGACGCCUUUCGCAAGUGGACGAUGGAGUUCCUUAGAGAUCAGUACGGUGACAAGGAUGUUCAUGUCAAGCUUGCUCCCGACGGACUCUUUGAAGGAGUUGAGGCAUCGUCCAACUGGGAGGAAUAUGGGACAUUCACGAUACCAAGCGCCGUCUUGGACAUAUUACCCUUUCCAGAUCUGGUCGUUGUCCGACCAGCGACAAUAAAUCUGAAAUUUGCUGAGUUUUUGGAUAUGAUCUCAAAUACCUCUAAAGUGGAAAAGGAAUCAGGCAACGGAAAACCUAGAGCCUCCGCCUAUCUUGAAUACUCAUCCAUCCCUAAUUACCUUCCGGAGCUUGAGCAAGACAUCCAGGAAUUGCCUUUUGCUCGGGACUUGUUGAAGAGACGUCACUUGAACAUCUGGCUGAGUGACGGAAACACACUCGGCAAGCUCCACUUUGAUCCCUUUGAUAACUUCCUUUGUCAGAUCCGAGGUAAAAAGCAACUAACCCUUUUUGAGCCUCACGACAACACCAAAAUGUACGAGGCUCACAUUCCUGAAGCUAAGCUGGGUUAUGAUCCUCUGAGCAGGCGAUUCCGUCGCAAGAAACUCCUGGAUAGCACGGCCAUGGUCAUGGCACCCGUUGACAUCCUCAAUCCAGAUUUUCAGAGAUUCCCUGCAUUUGCUGAGACACGCCCACUAAACUGCACCAUUAAUGAGGGAGAUGUCUUAUUCAUGCCAGCAUUCUGGUGGCAUGAGGUACAGUCUUAUCCUAACGUCACUGAAGGCAGGAAUCUGGCUGUCAACUUCUGGUAUGAACCAUUCCUGACUAAAGAAUUUCCAUGUGGACAUUGCAAGUUGGAUGUGAACCCCCUCUACAGGCAUCUCUUGUGAAGGCCCUACUUACUACCACUGCACUGCAAAUCCUCAUUCCUCCGAAUGCUGCAAGUUGGAUGUGAACCCCCUCUACAGGCACCUCUUGUGAAAGCCCCACUCACUACCGCUGCACUGCAAAUCCUCAUUCCUCCGAAUGCUGCAAGUUGGAUGUGAACCCCCUCUACAGGCAUCUCUUGUGAAGGCCCCGCUUACUACCACUGCACUGCAGAUCCUCAUUACUCAGAAUGCUGCAAGUUGGAUGUGAACCCCCUCUACAGGCAUCUCUUGUGAAGGCCCCACUUACUACCACUGCACUGCAGAUCCUCAUUACUCCGAAUGCUGCAAGUUGGAUGUGAACCCCCUCUACAGGCAUCUCUUGUAAAGGCCCCACUCACUACCACUGCACUGCAAAUCCUCAUUCCUCUGUAUGCUGCAAGUUGGAUGUGAACCCCCUCUACAGGCAUCUCUUGUGAAGGCCCCACUCACUACCACUGGGCUGCAAAUCCUCAUUCCUCUGUAUGCUGCAAGUUGGAUGUGAACCCCUUCUACAGGCAUCUCUUGUAAAAACGCACCACUCACUACCACUGCACUGCAAAUCCUCAUUCCUCCGUGAGCUGCAAGUUGGAUGUGAACCUUCCUAAUAAACUUUAGUACGGCACUAAUGUAUACUGGCAAGAAAUUGCUGUGUGAUUCGGGGUGGAUGUGAACUUCCUAUCACUAUUAGUUCUCAUCCUAAAUCUCCGUUCCAUACGAGACUCAGGAAUUCCAAUUCGUUUUCUGUAUGGUGCAAUGCAAGUUGGAUAUGAACUUCCCUCAUGCAACAAUUUCUUUGUGUUACAGUCUGGUUGGAUGUGAACUUAUGACGCACCAAAUUCUUGUUAAGUGCCACCUUAAUUUUUUAUGGGUUUCAAAUAGACCACGGAGUCUUUAAUUCAAUAUAAUUGGUUGAAAAGUUAUUUUACCUAUCUUUACUGUGUGUAUUUUGUUCCUGUGCCAUACAUCAGUUAUUAUUUGUAUAUGAUCGAUUGAUAUUACUCUAAGGAUGGUAUUGAAAUAUGUAUUUUAUUGUGUGAUGGGAUGUUGUAAUAUUAUGUUUAAGUAACUGAAACAAAAACAGGUGAUUUAUUUAAUGAUAAAUAAUUUAGUACAUGU